AUGGGAACCAGCCAGCCACGCACCCAGGACUUCUUCCCAGCUCCGGCGCUCUCCCUCUCACUUGCGGGUGCAUUCGCCGGGAAUGCACCGGCGGCGGCGGGUAGAGAGGAAGGGGAAGAGGGCGACGAGGGAGAUGGCGGGAUUAGAGGCGGCCUGCGACCAGGCGACGCCGUGGAGAUCAGCAGCGAGAACACGGGACCAGCCGGCAGCCAGUCCGGCGGUGCCUCCUGGGAGGAAGGCGGUCCUGACGGUGGGGGUGAUAACAAGAAGAGAAAGAGCUACCACAGACACACCACUGAACAGAUUAGGAUCAUGGAAGCGGUAUUCAAGGAGUCCCCACAUCCAGAUGAGAAGCAGCGGCAGCAGCUCAGCAAGCAGCUCGGCCUCUCUGCACGCCAAGUCAAGUUCUGGUUUCAGAACCGACGAACUCAGAUCAAGGCAAUUCAGGAGCGGCACGAGAACUCGCUGCUCAAGUCCGAGCUGGAGAAGCUCCAGGAGGAGAACCGCGCCAUGCGAGAGCUCAUCAGGAAAUCGUCAGACUGUCCGAGUUGUGGCGUCGCGACCUCCAGCGACGCCACCGCCGCCGCCGUGGUCACCGGAGAGCAGCUGCUGCGGCUGGAGAACACCAGGCUCAAAGCCGAGAUGGAGAGGCUUCGCGGGACGCUGGGAAAAGCCGCCGCCGAUGAGCUUGCCUCCCCGGCCUUGCCGUCGUGCUCCGCGCGCACCAUCCAGAUCAACAGCAGGAGCUCGUUGGACGGCUACGUCGAUGGCGGCGCCUUGGGCCACGACAAGACUAGGAUCCUGAAGCUGACCGGCCGCGCGCUGGACGAGCUGACGACGAUGUGCUCCUCCGGGGAGCCGCUCUGGGUACCGAGCGUAGAGACCGGUCGGGACGUUCUGGACUACGACGAGUACGUGCGGCUUUUCCGGUGCGACGACGAUUCCGGCUACUGGCUGGCCGGGUGGUCGGUUGAGGCGUCCAGAGAAACCGGGGUUGUGUACCUUGACACGACGCAGCUUGUGCGUGCUUUCAUGGAUGUGAACCAAUGGAAGGAGCUGUUUCCUUCCAUGAUCUCGAAAGCGUCGACGCUGGGUGUGAUCCAUGCAGGCGAUAACGAUGACCAAGACGGCGUCGUGCAAUUGAUGUUUGCAGAGCUCCAGAUGCUGACACCGAUGGUGCCCGCAAGAGAGCUCUACUUCCUUCGCCACUGCAAGAAGCUUGCUACAGAUAAAUGGGCUAUCAUGGACUUCUCCUUUGACAAGGUUGAACCUGCUGCACAAACGUCGUCGACGGAGAAGUCCUUGAGGAAGCCCUCAGGGUGCAUCAUAGAAGAGCAGACCAACGGCCGUUGCAAGGUGACCUGGGUAGAGCACACCACAUGCCGCAAGGCCACGGUCCCGUCGAUGUACCGGACGGCGACCGCAGGCGACCUGGCGUUCGGCGCGAGGCGCUGGGUGGCGGCGCUCCAGCUCCAGUGCGAGAGGAUGGUCUUCUCGGUGGCGACCAACAUUCCGACGAGGGACUCGAGUGGGGUUCCCACGCUCGCAGGCAGAAGGAGCGUCCUGAAACUCGCGCACCGGAUGACAUCGAGCCUGUGUCGCGGCAUCGGCGGAUCGCGGGACCUGGCAUGGAGCAAGGCAUCGAAUGCUGACGCCGGUUGCGACAUCCGGGUGACGUCCCGGAAGAACGCCGGCGACGACCCUGGUGAGCCGCAAGGGCUGAUCUCCUGCGCCGUGCUGUCGGCUUGGCUGCCGGUGGGUCCGACGGCUCUCUUCGACUUCCUGAGGGAUGAAACACGGCGGCACGAGUGGGACAUGAUGCUACCUGGACGAUCCGUUCAGAGCUGCGUGAAUCUAGCGAAGGGGAAGGACCGCGGCAACCGCGUCACGGCCUACGCUGCGAAAUCAUCCGCGGCGGAGCAGAAUGGCAAGUGGAUCCUCCAGGACAGCUGCACCAACCCCUGCGAGUCGAUCGUCGCGUACGCGCCGAUCGACGCCGCGAUCCUGCAGCCGGUGAUCGACGGGCACGACUCGAGCAGCGUUGCCGUCCUGCCGUGCGGCCUCGCGGUGAUGCCGGACGGGCUGGACUCCAGGCCCGCGGUGAUCACGUCGAGGAAGGAGGACAGGACCGCGGAGGCGGCGGGGUCGCUGGUCACCGUGGCGUUCCAGGUGCUGUCCAGCUCGUCGCCGACGGAUGACGCGCUUCCACCGGAUUCCGUGGAGACCGUGACGGACCUGGUCUCCUGCACAUUGAGCAACAUCAAGAAAGCACUGAGGUGCGAGGACUUCUAA
Messenger RNA from Phragmites australis (common reed), 2292 nucleotides. Its product is annotated as homeobox-leucine zipper protein ROC9. The record is from RefSeq and is a predicted model, not a curated record. Gene Ontology annotation, biological process: regulation of DNA-templated transcription. The coding region runs from base 1 to 2292 and encodes 763 amino acids. The transcript has 11 exons. Gene Ontology annotation, molecular function: DNA-binding transcription factor activity, RNA polymerase II-specific; lipid binding; DNA binding. NCBI's taxonomy places the organism in Eukaryota, Viridiplantae, Streptophyta, Magnoliopsida, Poales, Poaceae.